AGCAUCUCAAAAUUCACCACCAUUUCAAGGUAUAUCGCAGAUACAGAUCGUGAUAUGUUGACGACAGUCUUAAGCCAAUUGAAAACGCUUCAUGGACCGGUUGUAUCUAAUCUUGAUAGAGAUUUACUUCGUGAUGUAUCAAGUAAACUUGAUAUAGUUCUAAUUAAUCAACGCCGUAUCUUAAACGAAAUAUUUCCUGGUGAAACUGUCAUAGAGAGGCCUGAAAAUUGUCCUCCUCUUCCAUUGCGAGAUGAGAAGUCAUUUCAAGCAUUCAAUGAAUUUUUGAAUGAUAAAAUUGCAUUUUCUCAGUUUGUCAGUUACCUUAAUGUACGUAUUCUUGAUGAUUCUGAUCAGUGGAAUGCUGCUAACUGCCUGAUGUCCAUUUUAUUGCAUAAUGAACUUGCAAGACAAAUUAGUUGGAAAGGAACUAGAGGAGUAAAAAUCUCUUUUCAUGGAACACAAAUUAAAGAGGCUUUAUUUUGUGCCAUAAUGGGUCGUUUUAAAAAUCAAACUUUAAAAAAUGCUGUAGAAUCUGUGAAACGUUGGCUGAAUACAUCAAGUCAACGUAAAUAAUAGACUGCAAUAUAACUAUAACUUGUGCAAUGUUUAUAAGUCAAUAUUAUACGCAAUUUAUAUGUAAUGAUUGUAAUAAA
This is a messenger RNA of Vollenhovia emeryi, 653 nucleotides long. RefSeq lists its product as uncharacterized. Bases 55 to 573 code for a protein of 172 amino acids. Lineage: Eukaryota; Metazoa; Arthropoda; Insecta; Hymenoptera; Formicidae. The record is from RefSeq and is a predicted model, not a curated record. The transcript has 5 exons.